UUGAUUGUGAUCAAAAAUAAAGUGUGGAAUCUAAAAGCAAUAUCAACUUAAUUAUUCUUUUGUAUAUAAAAUAUUUUCAAAUCCUUACAUUAUUGUAUCAUAAAUUUAUUUAGGUAACUAAAUACUUCGUACAAAAUGUACAAUUGUUAACUAGUUGUACUCUAGUCCGGGCUUUAGUGUUUUUUAUUUAAAACUCUAAAAAACAUUUCUUUUUGACGUCUGAUGAAUUAUGUCGUGUUUUUUAACAUACAACGUACUGAUUAACAUUUUUCCCUACAUUCUUCAUUAAAAUGGUGGAACCAGCAGUUUCUGAUGUGGACCCGUUGGGAGCCUUUUCUUACCUAUCUCAAUACCACUAUGGUCAGUUUCCAAACACAAUCAACCCAACAUAUCAAUUUGCUGUUAAACCAGAAGAAUUUUACACAUUACCCCCAAGCAGUACUUCUGAUAACACCAACUAUGUAAAUACAACUCCCACAGCUCACAUACAAAGUGAGAAACAACCAGAUCCAAGUGUAAACUUUGAUAUAAAACCAUUUUUAAAAACCAAUGGCAAAGUUAAAAAAGAGAAAAAGAGUUUUAUUUCUCAAAAAAUUACUCAAGAAGGAUAUCCAUUCUAUGGUUGUGCUGUUUGUAAUAUAAGUUUCCCAGCACUUAGAGAAUUAGAUGUACAUGUUGCAACACACAAAGGCAGAACAACAAGUUAUGAUUUAAGAGUGAAGAAUGCAUUGAAAAAGAAGAGAUUAAAAAAGGAGCAGAAAAAAUUAAAGAAAAUGAAAAAAGAGGCAGUGUCUGAUAUUGAUAUUAAACCUGAAGAUGGUUAUAUUGGUAACGAGAAAGCAACAGAAUUUGGUUUGAACAACAAUGAUGUGAAAAACAAAAGUAAUCAGGAAGAACUAAAAACCCAAGAAAAUGCAACAGAAUCCACAAAUUUAGAAAAGAUUUACAAGUGUUUUGCCUGUCAGAAACAGUUUAUAUUAAGUUAUUAUUUGAAGUUACAUGUUAGAUCACAUACAGAUGAAAAGCCAUACACCUGUGAACAAUGUGGGCAAUCCUUUAUAACGGCUAGCAAGCUUGGACGACAUAAUAAAAGAUUUCAUUUAUCUGUCCAAUAUCAGUGCAGAAUUUGUUAUAGAAAGUUCUACAGAUUUGAAAUCCUAACGCGACAUUUUGAUAAAAUACAUGCUGAUGACAAAUUAGAAGGUGAACCAUAUGACUUCAAUGCAAUAUUACCAUACUUAAAAGAAUUGGAGGAACAACUACGGGAAAAGCAAGAAAUGGAGAAAGCUAAGACGAAAGAUGAUUUAUGGUCUAACGAAUGGCCAAGUCCGACAAUAGAAAACGAGAAAGAAGAUGUUAAAGAGAGUAAACCAGAAGUAGAAGAUAAGAAUUUAGAAAUAGAAGUUGUUAAAGUGCCUAUGGAUGAUGUUGAAAUUAAAGAAGAAAUUGAGGAUGUUGAUUAUAAUUAUGAUAAUGCGGUUAAUGAUAAUGGAAUUAAUUAUGAUAUAAAUAAUGAUGUGAAUGAUAAUGAGGCUAAUGAUAAUGAUAGAGACGACGCAAGUGUCAAUAACGACGAUUCAGACGAAGAUUAUUUCCCAUCAAACACAUGGUUGAAGCCUGAGGAGCCGUUAGAAGUAACGACUAACGGCGUCAAGUGUCCCGUGUGCGACAAAAGUCUUAGUACGGCGUCGUACAUGCGAGUGCACAUGCGCACUCACACGGGCGAGCGUCCGUUCAAGUGCUAUAUAUGUGAUAUGGGAUUUAUAACGGCCAGCAAAAUGCACAGACAUGUUCUGACACAUCCGGAAUCGUUGAAAGAUGAACUCAAAUCGGAAAAUGAUGCGAAAAAUGAAAUGGAUGAUGAGGAUAAGGAGAAAGUGAAAAAGGCUGUAAAAAAAUUAUCGAAGAAAGUCAACGACAAGUCGAAGAAAUAUCGGAAGAGGCCUCACGCCUGUGAAUAUUGUCACAAACGAUUUUUGCAUCUUCAUACAUUACAGAUCCAUAAAAAAUCCCAUGAAGGCGAAGAAAUUAAAUAUAGAUGCCACUACUGUCUUCUAGAAGUUGAGGAUGAAGAGAAUCUGAAGGUUCAUGAAGGAAGCCAUACAGGACCAAAGCCCUACCAAUGUACUAUAUGUGAUAAGUUGUAUAAAAAGAGAGAGAGUAUGCUUUAUCACAGGAAAAAUCACAAACCCGAACGAGAAUUCAUAUGCGAUAUUUGUACGAAAUCUUUUAACGCACAAUGCAAACUGCAAAGGCAUAUAAUAAGCCAUAGUGUGGAUAAAUAUAUGUUGAAAUAUGAGUGUCCUGUCUGUGCGCAUAUGUUUAAUACAAAGUAUCAUGUACAAAUGCAUUUGUCCACGCAUCAAAGGGAGGGAGUGAUACAAGAGGAAAAUCGCAACGAAAUCCUGGCUAUGGUGUUACAAAACGCGCGUAGGAUUCCCCGCAAGGGCGAGACCCACAACUUGACGGACGUCAUACCGUCGGACGAGCGAAGCCGCGUGUGCAACAUAUGCGGCGAGGUGUUCCAGCACUUCUAUUACCUAGAGGAGCACCUCAAAUCCCACGGAUCCAAGAUCGCCAUAGAGAACAUCGACAAAGAGGAAGAGAAGAAAUAUAUUUGUGAAGUUUGUAAUAAAGGUUUUAAAUUGCACUAUUAUUUGAAAUUGCAUAGCUUUACCCACACAAAGGAGAAACCGUUCAUUUGCCAGCAGUGCGGGAAGGGCUUCAUCACCAGGGGGAAACUGAAGAGGCAUUUGGAGACUCAUACGGGCUUAAAGAAAUACCAAUGUCAUAUUUGUUGUAAGUUUUUUACGAGGCCCAGUUAUUUAAGGGUUCAUGUGAGGACUAUACAUGGUGCUCAGCUGGUUAGAUUGGGGCUUAGGACGUAAAAUUAAGCUUUGCUUGAGUGAGUGUGACUUAGGAUUUGAGUUGCUUACAGCGGGAAAUUUAUUCAACGUAAUUUUUACUCACAAAAUUUUACAUACUUUUUUCAUUUUAUAUCAAAUUACUGUCGGAUUAUAAUGAUGGAGGAUCCGUUUAAGUAUUACGUAAGCACUAUUUGGGGGGGGGGGGGUCGGUUCUUUCAAUUUCUUAUUUGGUGAUUACGUCAACAGUAAAUAUUUACUUUUCUACACACCUACAGAUUGUAUAUGCUUGAAAAGGAAAUGCAAUUUCAAGGAUUCAUACAAACAAUUAUUGAAAGCUCUGUUUACUUUUGCUGGAGAGCACAGAGCUCAGGGGGGUGGAAUAAAUUUCAGUUAAUCUGCUUACAUAAUACUUGAACGGCCCUGUGCCAGUUUACAAACAUGGCUUGUAUAUGGUUGUCAUUCCACACAGACUAUGUCAGACUUAGAGUAUAAAGAUUGACAGGUCCUAGAUUGAAAUUUGUGACAUACUAUACCACUCACUUAGGUAAUUUUUUAGUACGAUUUUUUUAUAGAAACUCACAAUGGAAUUGAAAAUUAUAAAUUAAAAGAACAUAAUAAAAUUUAUACAAUGUUUUAACAGAUAAAAAAUGUAAAUUUUAUUUUAAAUUAUGUAAAUUGCGGGUAUUAGGUUAGGGUGGCGGUAUUACAUCAUUACACUUACGAAUGGCCGUCAUGAACACCGAGUUUGAAAAAGAAUUAUAGGUUUUUUUACAGAACAGGCAUGAAGCUCACCCGAUGUUAAGUGGUACCGCCCAUGGGCACUCAAUGCCAGCAUCCCUGUUCUGUAAAAAAAUAAAAUCCGUUGAUUAAAUUUUGACCUGUGUUUAAUUUAAAUAAGAAAUAAUGUAUUUUUGGUGUCAAACUGUCAAAUGACAUUCUGUGAGUGAUACCCGCAUGUCAAAAUUGACUUUGACAUUCGGGUGUGCUCUAUGGCCUAUUAUUAUGACGGGUAUACGUAAGUCGAAUGAGUACUGUGUGAGUAGUUUAAGACAGUAAUUGAUAGCAAUAAUUAUUUUUAGAUUUCUUCACUUUGUUGAUAUUUGUAUAAAGCGAAUAAAAUAUUAAGUUUUUAA
This is a messenger RNA of Pieris rapae (cabbage white), 4000 nucleotides long. RefSeq names its product zinc finger protein 91. The transcript has 11 exons. The record is from RefSeq and is a predicted model, not a curated record. NCBI's taxonomy places the organism in Eukaryota, Metazoa, Arthropoda, Insecta, Lepidoptera, Pieridae. The coding region runs from base 291 to 2888 and encodes 865 amino acids.